AUGAAGCGAGCGUGUACUCUGGUCGGUACCUUUCUUUAUGCCCUGGCUGUGGAGGGUCAAGAGACAUGUGAGAGAACGAAAGUUGCUGUGCUAGGCGCAGGUGUGGCAGGUAUCACAGCGGCAGAGGCACUGUCAGCCAACCAUAUCAAUGAUUUCGUUAUCAUCGAGUAUCAGGAUCGGAUUGGGGGUCGCAUGCACAAUGUCAAGUUUGGCAAAGGACCGGAUGGCUCACCGUAUACCGUCGAAGCAGGAGCCAAUUGGGUCCAAGGAACUGUCAAAGACGAUGGCCCAGAAAACCCUAUCUAUACUCUGGCCAAGAAAUACAACAUCAAAACCCUUGAAACCGAUCAGGACAACUUGACAAUGUUUGACGCAAACGGCCCCGCAGACUUUGAGUAUGCGAUUCGCGAGUUCAGCGACGCACUCGAUAAAGUCACAGUGGACGCGGGAUCUCUGCUACUCAAUAAUCUCCAGGAUCGCACGUUCCGCGCUGCUUUCCGGACACAGGGCUGGGAUCCGGCAAAGAAUGACUCCCAUCGGCAGACCGCGGAAUGGUGGCUCUUUGACGGGGAGUUCAUCUACAGUCCAGAAGAGAGCUCCGAGGUCUACACUUCCGUGGCGGAAAAUGCAACGUUCAAAUACUUCUCCGAGGAGAAUCUCUUUGUAUAUGACCAGCGCGGGUUCGCCACUAUCAUUCGCGAAGAGGCGGCGACCUUCCUUGCCCAGGAUGACGCUCGACUCCGGCUCAGCACCCAAGUCACGCGAGUGGAAUAUGGCAAGGAUGCAGUCACUGUGCACACAAACAACGGCACUUGCAUCCACGCCGACUACGCCAUCAUGACCUUCUCACUCGGUGUGCUCCAGAAGAAAGUCGUCGAAUUCGCCCCCCGGCUCCCUGACUGGAAAGUCUCGGCCAUUAGCAGCUUCGAGCUGGGCACGUACACGAAGAUCUUCAUGCAAGGCUACUACCCGGAGUUCCAGCCUCUAGACCUGCCGGGGGUCCUGGAGGGCUCGGGGCUUCUUGUGGCAACAGUGGUGAACGAUCAAUCCUAUCGGGUCGAGGCGCAAUCCAACGAAGAGACUCAAAAGGAGGUCAUGGCGGUUCUGCGAUCCAUGUACGGCAAUGACAUCCCGGAUCCCUCGCAUUUGUGGUAUAAGCGAUGGACUCAGACUCCUUGGGCAUUCGGCUCAUAUUCCAACUGGCCACCUGCCACGAGCCUCCAGGCGCAUCAGAACCUCCGUGCCAAUGUGGGCAAUUUAUUUUUUGCCGGGGAGGCAACUAGCCAGGAAUUCUUCGGUUACUUGCAAGGAGCCUAUUUCGAGGGAAAGCAUACGGGCGAAUUCAUCGCGUCGUGUUUGCAGGGAUCAGGCAACUGCACGCUGUCGGAUGAUCAACAGAAUUAUCCCGUUUUAACAGGAGUGACUCCUUAUAACCUGUACAAUUGGGACAAUGGAUGGACUGCGGACACAUUGGCAUGA
Messenger RNA from Aspergillus thermomutatus, 1479 nucleotides. RefSeq lists its product as uncharacterized. The transcript has 8 exons. The record is from RefSeq and is a predicted model, not a curated record. Gene Ontology annotation, molecular function: oxidoreductase activity. NCBI's taxonomy places the organism in Eukaryota, Fungi, Ascomycota, Eurotiomycetes, Eurotiales, Aspergillaceae. The coding region runs from base 1 to 1479 and encodes 492 amino acids.